CGAUGUGGCCAACGGACGAUGGAUCCAGUGGCGCCGCGACCUUUCCUUCGGCACGGACCUGUACAAAGCGGGGCUCACGCAGCUGAUCACACACAGCACCUUUUACCAGUGCGGCCUCGGGGGCGCCAGCGCGUUCCUGUCGUACAUGGUCUUUCGCAGCGUGGUCCUGAAUACCAACCUCUACAACAACUUAUCCUGCGAACAAAAAAAAAAACGUUUCCACCACGUAAGCAAGACAUUUUUGUAUUCUCCCACGCACGUAUCAUGAACUUCGCACACAACCGCGAAGAACGUGCCCCCGUAUAAAUCAAAGAGAAAUAAAUUGCUGCUCGGUAGGCGACGUGUGUGUCUUCUAUGUCUGCUCCGCCGGUACUUUGUAAUCAUCGCUAGUAACAACAAACUCGGUUUCACAGUUCUUCUCGAGCACGCGCGUUGAAAAGGGCCUCCCUGUGGUUACGUGGCGAGGUGGACGUUUUUCCAAAGAAUAAAGCCAAAAGCUAUUCCCGACGACUCCCUGGAUUGUGCGGGCCACCGAGGAUACGUUUGAGCCCCUGCUGAAGUUCGACGCGGCAAAGGGCGGUCUGCCGGCCCUGUUCGACCUAAUCCAGACGCAGUGGCCGUUUUUCGCCAACAUCGGCUCCACGCAGGGCAGCGUCAUUCAGGGGGACCUGCUUAGUAUCGGGUACCAGUUGCAGAUUCCCCCGGAUUGGACCAAGGAGGAUGAGCGCGAUAUGAACGAAAUGCAGAUCGCCUUGUCGCUCCGCAUAUCCGGCGCAACAGUAUUCAUUCUUUUUCUGCGUUUAUUAUUUGCGGGUGGUGCCUACGGCAAGGCCUCCGCAUGACGCUACGGUCCGAAGGCAGCGUGCGACGCUCCGGUCUGAAGUGCGGUGCAGUUCACCGGGGGCAGUAAGGGCUUCGCACGACGCUGCAGUCGUAUAUAUUUCGCACAACGUUAGAGCGCUAAGUGCUUCGCACUGCUUUAGCUGCUUAAGUGCUGCGCACUACUUUAGGGCGCUAACUGCUUCGCACUACUUAAGCUGCUUAAGUGCUUCGCACGACUUUAGGGCGCUAAGUGCUUCGCACUACUUUAGCCGCAUAAGUGCUUCGUACGACUUUAGGGCGCUAAGUGCUUCGCACUAGUUUAGCUGCUUAAGUGCUUCGCACUACUUUAGGGCGCUAAGUGCUUCGCACUACUUUAGCUCCUUCAGUGCUUCGCACCACUUCAGGGGGCUAAGUGCCUCGCACUACUUUAGCUCCUUAAGUACUUCGCACUACUUUAGGGCGCUAAGUGCUUCGCACUACUUUAGCUCCUUAAGUGCUUCGCACUACUUUAGGGCACUAAGUGCUUCGCACUACUUUAGCUGCCUAAGUGCUUCGCACUACUUUAGGGCACUAAGUGCUUCGCACUACUUUAGCUGCCUAAGUGCUUCGCACUACUUUAGGGCACUAAGUGCUUCGCACUACUUUAGCUGCUUAAGUGCUUCGCACUACUUUAGGGCGCUAAGUGCUUGGCGAGAAGUCAAUUCCUUCCUGCGAGGUUCGCAAAUCUGCAUAAGGAAGUUAGGGCCUAAAUGAACAAGCUAAAGCGCAGAAAAUGAUCCGAAAUACUUUUGCCAUGCAUGCCGCAAACGGAUUCACACGGACAUGGUCAUGCGCCUGUUGCACCACGACCGAGAAGCGGACCCCCGCAUGCGGCCGGGAGCGUGCAGCAAACGCAUGCCGGCCAUGCCUGAGGGGAAAAACGUGGAGACCGAGCGCGAAGCCCGGCUGGAGAGGCUCCGAGGACAGCGGCCGGGCGUCACGGACAACCUGAUCUUCGACCUGCGGGACGAGGCCGCGGAUUCGGACGCAGCCGGUUCCCCGUUUCUCGGCAUCGAAACAGCGACGCGUGAGGCGGAUAAUGCUGGAUUGAGUAACGACCUGCCUAAGGACGAAGAUGAUAUCACACGGAAAAAAAUUUCUACUACCGUGCCAUGGUGAAAAAUAUGAAAAGAAUCGAUACAGGUAUAAAGAAAAUCUGUCAGCGUAGCUGACAGCCGCUCGCAGCAAGCUCUAAUGGAACACUAUGCACCGGACAACUGCAGGUCAGAAGAAAAAUACGCUAUGCUGCAGAAUUCGCAUGUACUAAAAUCAUUCUGCAUUAUUUCGUACGGUAUUUGUACGUUUCGCCACGAUAGUAUCUUCAGAAGAGGCAAGAAGUUACAGUAAACUGAAGCGUGAGAUGCGGAUCUUGCGGUCGCAGAAGUUCCGGCAGGCCACGCUGUACCUGGCAGCGGCCUACAGUGUGCUGUUUUUUGACGCGCCGACCAUUCGGGUGGUCGACACGGAGCACGCGGAACUGCUGCACAAGGAGGGGCAGCGGCUGAUUACCAUGGCAGAAGAGUGCGUGCGGGACGCCUUUGUGCCCUACGAGCGGCGGUUGCGGCAGUUGCUGGAAACGCCCUUCAUUUUUCCGGCGAUCCUGGGCCUGCUCGAAACCGGCACGCCCAACGUGCUUCGCGAGCGCGUGCACACCAUCCCGGCAACGGACAGCCUGAGCAACGUGGUGCGGGCGACAGGGAAAUUGAUGUGCACCGAACCGUUUUGGCUCCGGUUGGUCGAGAGCCUGCCCGCGGUAGACCCGCUGGGAGGCGGUGGAACUACAGGUCGUGCAGACAGCCAGGUACUAGGCGCGUCUGGGAUGAUGAAAGAAAGAAAAACAACCGUCAAGGCAGUAGCAGAACGGAUAGGUACAAGCAGUAGCGCGCAGCUGGUACAAAAGUCGCCAGCCGGGACAAGAAAGAGGACCUCUAAUACUUCUAUAUCCAGUGCCGGAGCUGCUGUAACAAAAUCUGCGGCGAGCCACCACUGCGGUCGCGCAGCAAAACAUGCAAUUUCUUCUACGCCGGCACUGCACGGCGCCUGCCGCGAGUUCGCGCCCGUCGCAGACCAAGUUUCCGCCCGCAGAGCGUUUCGACGUAGACGACAGGCCACCGCCGGCCACAAUCUUCCCGGGCUCAGCACGAUGGCGGACUUGACCGCCCCGGAAUUCUGGGACAGCCUGCGGCCGCACGAGGAGACAAGUGAGGAAGGAAUUUCAAUAGUAGGAGGAAGGACAACAUCUUCUGCUGCAAUAGACGGUGUUGUGACUACUACUGCUCCAACGUCGAAAACUCCGCAGCUGCACGGUAGCAUUUCUAGUACUUCCGCGCCCCUCCACAUAGUCGAGGUUGGCACGCACACCGGCGACUGCACGCUCUACGCGUGGCAGAAGUUUGGGAAGCAGGUACAGGUCACCGGGUUUGAGCCGAACCGGCUGGCGCAGCAGACGUUCAAGCGGUCCAUCUUCGGCCACGGGGCGGAGCAAAGUAUGAAGGUGGAGCACAUGUUGGUCGGCAACGACGAGCAGCCGGGACAGAAGAAGUCGCUGUAUUUCCCCACCACGCGGACCGCGGAAACGUUUCUGGACACGGAGAACAGUUGCGCCAGCGGCCGGACGGACUGCGAACACGAUGUGGUCAGUGUGACCUUGGACUACUACUUUCGAAGAGGGACGUAUAGUGCCGAUGGUGGAACAAGUGGAACUACUGGACAAGAGCAGGACGUGGACAAUAAAAACGCACCAGUAAAAAUAUUGAACCAGAACCACCUUCCGAAGAUCGACAUUCUGAAACUUCAUUGCCAAUUCUGCGAGCUCAACGCGCUGAAAGGUGCGAAGGUGCUGCUGCAGAAAAACGAGAUCUGCGUGGUGCUAGCGCGCCCCGCGAUGAUGUCGACGGAGCGGAUUUUCUCUUCGGCGGACAAAUUUUGGCGGAAACGAAGAGAAGAACUACUGGAAAAGGAGCAAGCCGCUGAUACCGCUCCUGCCGAGCCAGAUAUCAUUCUCAACGGGGAGAGAAUUCCAAAGCCGGCGGCGAAAAAACUGAUUGACCCCGUCCCGCUAAAUGCGGUCGAGAAGCUUUCGGAAGCGCAGCUGGCGCAGCAGAAAAUAGAGGAGGAGAAGGAAAGAAUCAUGGACCGGCAGAUUGAUCGGGAGUUCGACGACGCAACCCGGCCGCAGGUGCGGAAAUUGCUGCACGAGGUACUGCACAAGCACCUACUCGAGAACAACUACGAGCUGUAUUUAGUCGACGAUCCGCUUUUUCUGAAGGAUCCGAUGCGACUGACGGAGUUCAACAUUCAGGAACAGAAAAUCGCAAACGUCACCAAACUGGAGCAGCGCAACGCGGAGCAGUUUCUGGUGAACCGCAUGGUGGACAAGAUCAAGCUCCGCCGGUAUCCUGUGUAAAAACGUCCCCACCCCAGAGUCAAGUUGGGAAUUCUGCAACACAGAUCCAGAAGUUUCGGAAGUCACGCAUGACAAGUUUUUCUCUGUACUGUAAUGCGGGUUAGCAAGGACAACCGCAUCACAAAUCCAUCCUGGUAUCCUGUUUACAGCUUCACAAAUUGCAUAACACGAUUGAAAAUGCCUCUCAUGGAAAUGCGCAUUACAAGUUUUUCUGUGAUUGUAAUUCUGCAUGACAACUCUAGGGUGGGGACGUUUUUACAGAGGAUAGCCAGUUCCCGCCAAACUUGAACGACUUCGAGGAAAGACUAGACCCGAGCGAGGGGUAUGCAUUGCAAAAAUGUCUGGAUCUGGAAACUUGUGAUGCUAAAAUGUGGAUGUUGGAAACAGUUCCGAAUGCAACACAGCAUGACAACUUUUGAGAACGCUUUCUCAUAGGAAAUCCGCAUGAGAAACUACGUUUUUGCAUGUACGAAAGAGGCUGCGACUUUUGUUGGCUAUGCAAUACAGAUUUCCUAAGUAUGGAGAGCUAGCAUUACAAGUUGCAACCUUCCAGACCCAGACAUAUUUGCAGUUGAUAAGGGGCUGCUGGUGGCGAUUUCUAGAAAAUUGCCUCGGUGUCGGAGGUGGCACGAAAGUCUGCAGCGGGUCUUCACCCGACAAGUCCGGGACGCCCAACUCGGAUUGAGGAAAAGCACGGAUGCGUGGGCGGUCUGAGAAGUGGUGCAGCUGGUUCGUUGUACCUUUUAUUGCGCAGACUGACACCAGUCCGCUAGAGUUAGAGAAUCAAUAGGAAUGCUCAAGAAAUAAAUGGAGCUGCGGCCCACAAAAUAAUUGGUACUAGCCAGAAGAUUCAUCUGGCGCGGUCGUUUGCUGUAUGAUCCUCUGCAACGUGUUGACCGGCUGUAGUGGUUCAGGUGCGUUUUAAUGAACUUUUAACUCGGAGGUAAUUUCUGCACGACCUUGGAAAAUGACUGACAGCUCUGCGUUCAAUGCAUAGGUAAAAACCAGAUGUAGAGAAAUGUGAAAUGUACUCGACAGCAGGAU
Messenger RNA from Amoebophrya sp. A120, 5311 nucleotides. The record is from the annotation of a GenBank genome assembly. Lineage: Eukaryota; Dinophyceae; Syndiniales; Amoebophryaceae.